Messenger RNA from Arachis ipaensis, 672 nucleotides. Lineage: Eukaryota; Viridiplantae; Streptophyta; Magnoliopsida; Fabales; Fabaceae. The record is from RefSeq and is a predicted model, not a curated record.
AUUCUAAUAAUUUGCAGUUCGCCAAAUGGUGAUGUUUAGCGCUACUUGGCCCUUACCAGUUCAUCAGUUAGCAUAGGAGUUUAUGGAUCCCAACCCUGUAAAGGUUGUUGUAGAUUCAGAAGACUUAGCUGCGAAUCAUGAUGUCAUGCAGAUAGUUGAGGUCUGUAUUGACCAAAUCUAGACUGUGCGCGUGAUAAGCGACUGGUUGCUUUACUGGAAAAAUACCACAAAUCUCAGAGGAACCGAGUAUUGAUCUUUGUUUUGUACAAAAUGGAAACCACACGAGUUGAAAGGAUGCUUCAACAAGGAGGUUGGAAGGUUGUGUCCAUACAUGGAGACAAUGCACAACAUGAUCGUACAAAGGCACUUUCAUUAUUCAAGAAUGGGAGCUGCCCUUUAAUGAUUGCUACUGAUGUGGCUGCAUGUGGAUUGGAUAUUCCAGAUGUUGAAGUUGUUAUCAACUAUAGUUUUCCUUUAACUACAGAAGAUUAUGUUCAUAGAAUUGGUCGGACUAGACGAGCUAAUAAAAAGGGUGUUGCCCAUACAUUCUUCACACAGCAGAAUAAGGGUCUUGCUGGGAAGCUUGUGAAUGUAUCAAGAGAAGCUGGACAAAUUAUGCCAGAUGCCCUUUUAAAAUUUGGCACACAUGUAAAGAAAAAGGAGUCCAAGUGA